CACUUGCACCGGCGACUCCUCAGCCAACCAGAGCGACGCAAGCCGCCGACGGCGACUCCUCGGACAGCGUAUACCAGUCCCCGAGCCUCAGCCUAGAAAGAUCGGUGGGUGAGGUUUGGUUGGCUUUGCGUUGGAUGGGUUCAGCACGCGGAGGGAGGAUAAGAUUCGUACAGCAAGUGUAGCGCCAGGAGCGAGAGCGCGAGAUGGAAGCCAGCAAGAGGCAAGAAACGGCGCGCGCGCCGGCGCUGCCGUGGACGGUGCGGUUCCAGAUCUUCGGCCUCGUCGCCGCCGCGAGCGUCGCGCAGCGGCUCAACGGCACUGUCAACCGCAGCUUCUUCUCCCUCGUCGACCGCCACGUCCGCGCCAGCGCGCGCCCGGACAAGUUCGGCGUCCGGUCCGACGACGUCGACGUCGACGCGUCGCGCGGCCUCUGGGCGCGCGUGUUCAAGCCGUCGGAGGCCCAGUCCCCGCUCCCAGUCGUGGUCUACUUCCACGGCGGCGGCUUCGCGCUGCUCUCCGCGGCCUCGGUCCCGUACGAUAACAUGUGCCGCCGGUUCUGCCGCGAGCUCGGCGCCGUCGUGUUGUCCGUCAACUACCGCCUCGCGCCCGAGCAUCGCUACCCCGCGGCCUACGACGACGGCGUGGACGUGCUCGGGUACCUCGAGAAGAACAGACUCCAAGAUCCCGCCGUCCAGGUCGACCUCUCCGCCUGCUUCGUCGCUGGGGACAGCGCCGGCGGCAACAUCGCCCACCACGUGGCGCAGCGCUGGACGGCCGCCAAAUCCAAGUCCAUUCGCCUCGCCGGCACCAUCCUGGUGCAGCCGUUUUUCGGCGGCGAGGAGCGGACGGAGUCGGAACGGAGGCUGGAGGGUGUGGCGCCGAUAGUGAACAUGCGGCGCUCGGACUGGUCAUGGAGGGCGUUCUUGCCGGAGGGCGCCGACCGGAACCACCGGGCCGCGCACUUGACCAGCGAGAACGCCGACCUGGCGGAGGGGUUCCCGCCGGCGAUGGUGGUGAUCGGCGGGUUCGACCCGGAGAAGGACUGGCAGCGGCGGUACGCCGACUUGCUGCAGCAGAAGGGGAAGGCGGUGCAGGUGGUGGAGUUCCCGGAAGCCAUUCAUGGGUUCUUCUUGUUCCCCAAGCUCCCCGACGCCGGCAAUCUCGUGAAGGAGAUCAAGGCAUUCAUGGAUAAGAGCAAAGCGUCCGCCUCGUCUGCUUGAUCACCAGUUGGAAUCGUAUUGUCGUAUGAUGGCGAAUACAUAAUUCUUGCUGUGAAACUAUACGAACUCAAAGUACGUAGUGUCGUCGAUCUAAAUGCGACAGCAU
Messenger RNA from Phragmites australis (common reed), 1326 nucleotides. Its product is annotated as probable carboxylesterase 18. The coding region runs from base 204 to 1220 and encodes 338 amino acids. The record is from RefSeq and is a predicted model, not a curated record. Lineage: Eukaryota; Viridiplantae; Streptophyta; Magnoliopsida; Poales; Poaceae. The transcript has a single exon. Gene Ontology annotation, molecular function: hydrolase activity.